AUGUCUGUUCAUUAUACAUUUAAAUGGCCCAAAGGUCCAGAAGAGGUAAUUGUAACUGGUACUUUUGACAAGUGGUCAAAAACGUUACCACUUGUUAAACAAGCAGACGGUUCUUUUGCAUUGCAAGUUCCAUUACCACCACAAAAGGAAACUAUCUUGUAUAAAUAUGUUGUUGACGGUGCCUGGCAAAUCAAUCCCGAGGAAAAAAUAGCAAAGGAUUCGCAAGACAUUGAAAAUAACGUUUUGGAAGAAGAAGAUUUAGUUCAAUUAUUGACUAUUCCAGGUUCAUUGAUACCAGAGUCGGGAUUACAAUACACUCUGGCAAAAGCCGGAAAUAAUGGUUCACAGAAGGGUGAAGAAAAAGGAGAAAAAUCACAAGAUCUCAAAACAACAGUUUUACCAAAAGAAGAGCCCCAUCAUGCAACAAUUGCUGGUGAGCCAGGUAUCCAAAUUCCCCAGGACAAAGAAGCAUUAUCAGCAUUUGAAACUUUUGAAACUACUGAUGCCAAAGCAUUGAAUGAGAAUGUUACAGAAAUUGGUACAGCCAAUAGCUCAGCACCAGCACCAGCAUCAGCACCAGCAUCAGCAGCAACAGCAGCAGCAACAACUCAACCUUCUUCAGCAACAACAUCAGGUUUGGAUGACGCAAACACUACUCCAACCACGGGUGUUUUGGCUGAAAAUUCCGAAUUGAGUCCAGAGGAGAGGGAAAAACAAAAGAAAAAAGUAAAGAGAACCAAGUACAAGGCUAAAAAGAAGGCAAAGGCGGCAGAAGCAAAUGGAUUAGCUACAUCAAAUACAGCUGAUGAAGAAGACGAAAGCGAAGAAUAUUCUCCUGAACCCGUGCCAGUAGUAGCAGCAGCAGCCGAGGGUUCCAAAGUCACAGAAGAGGAGUUGAAAAAGGAGUCUGAUGCAAACACUGAAAUCAACGAAGACGUUCGUGAACAAUUUGAACGUCCAAGUGAAGAAGUGGAAACUCCAACCGAUAAAGAAAAAGAAGAGAAAAGUGACUUUACCGCGGCUAAUGUUUUGAAAGCAACGGCUAUUGGUGGAGCUGGAGCUGGAGCUGGAGUUGCAGGAGCCGAAUUAGGUCAAACUAUCGAGUCUAAGGAUGCUGAAGUUCCUUUGUCUGAACCUGCAGCUAAUGUUGCAGUUCCUUUGUCUGAACCUGCAGCAGAUGUUGCAGUCUCCAAAGAGAUUCCUCAACCUGCAGCAGAUGUUGCAGUCUCGAAAGAAAUUCCUCAACCUGCAGUGGAAGAAUCAGUGGUGGCUGUACCAGCUACUACAGAAGGCAACCACGUCAAGACAUUAGACCCCAAAGCAGGAUCAUCAGCAACAUCUCCAGAUUCAACAACCCUUGCCUCAAAACCUUUAGCUGAACCAGUUGCUGGCACCUCGAACAAUGCUGAGUCAAAUGAAGGCAAGGAGGUCAACGCAUUUCCUGUUGCUAAGGUUACUGAGCCAGAGCUCGUGCAAGAGGAAGAGAUUAUAAUAGCCAAGGGUGAUAAAAAGGAUAUAAGCGCUGCAGUUGAAGCUACUGAAGGGGGUCCUGUUAUUCUUGAAGAAAUCAAGCCUACUAAAUCAGAACAAGACGAAUUGACUAAGGAAGUUCGUCUUGCGUCUCAAGUUGAAGGACCUGUCACAAUCGAACAAGUUAAUGUUCCAAAAGAGGAAAUUGCAAACUUGCAAAACUCGGCUGCAGAGCCAACCAGAGCUAAAGAAGCUACAACCGCAGCAGCAGCAGCAGCACAACCUGCCACCAAAUCAACGACAAAACCAACAACAACAACAACAACAACAAAUAAAACAAAGCCAAAGGAAACUGAAAAGAAAGGUUUCAGAGGCUUUUUAAAGAAGAUAUUCUCUUGA
Messenger RNA from Lodderomyces oxycetoniae, 1869 nucleotides. It is a transcript of the gene MDG1, whose product is annotated as Mdg1p. Gene Ontology annotation, biological process: signal transduction. Gene Ontology annotation, molecular function: protein kinase binding. Lineage: Eukaryota; Fungi; Ascomycota; Pichiomycetes; Serinales; Debaryomycetaceae. The record is from RefSeq and is a predicted model, not a curated record. Gene Ontology annotation, cellular component: cytoplasm; nucleotide-activated protein kinase complex; nucleus. Bases 1 to 1869 code for a protein of 622 amino acids. The transcript has 2 exons.